CUCUUUCCAUCGAUUCUCUUCCCUCUGUUGCAAACUCUCCCUCCUCUUUUUGUUCCCCCGGAGGCUUGAGAGUGAUAGAGGAAAAAGUAAAAUAGAAAAAACUAAGAUAGAUAAUAAUGCCAACGCCAACAGCAGCAGCAACAACGGCAAGCUUUGGCGGUGUAGAAACUCCAAAUGGAGACUCAUCCAACACUUGUGUCCCUCAAGAAUCGCGUGACCUUCCUCCUUUAAUGUCUUGUUCUUACCCCAUCACUCUUAAGUUCAUGGACGUGGGAUACCGUCUGAAGAUAGAGGAGAAACAAAGAAAAGGGACCAUCAAGAGGUUGUUUACCACGCACGAGUCAUCAUCGUCAGACCAAAGAUCAACGGCGCAAGAGCGAACCAUUCUCAAGGGAGUGACGGGAAUAGCCUACCCAGGGGAGAUCCUAGCGGUGCUGGGCCCAUCAGGGAGCGGAAAAUCCACGCUCCUAAACGCGCUCGCAGGGAGGCUCCAUGGACACGGCCUCACUGGGACAAUCCUCGCCAACUCCAACAAACUCACCAAACCGGUUCUCCGCCGAACCGGGUUCGUCACACAGGAUGACAUCCUCUACCCUCACCUAACGGUGCGCGAGACCCUCAUCUUCUGCUCCAUGCUGCGCCUCCCAAGGACCCUGCCACGCGCCGCCAAGGUCGCCGCGGCGGAGUCGGCAAUCGCGGAGCUAGGGCUCGGCAAGUGCCAGCACACCAUAAUCGGAAACAGCUUCAUCCGAGGCGUCUCCGGCGGAGAGCGGAAGCGCGUGAGCAUCGCGCACGAGAUGCUGGUGGACCCUUCUCUCCUCAUACUGGACGAGCCUACCUCCGGUUUGGACUCGACGGCGGCACACCGGCUCGUGGUGACGCUGGGGUCAUUGGCAAAGAAGGGGAAGACGGUGGUUACGUCGGUGCACCAACCUUCGAGUCGCGUGUACCAGAUGUUCAACAAGGUUCUGGUCUUGUCUGAAGGACAGUGUUUGUACUUUGGCAAAGGAAGCGAUGCCAUGCGCUACUUUCAGUCGGUUGGGUUCGCGCCGUCAUUUCCAAUGAAUCCGGCGGAUUUUCUGCUCGAUCUCGCUAACGGUGUUUGCCAUGUCGAUGGUCAAAGUGAAAGAGAUAGGCCCAACAUAAAACAAAGCCUAGUUAAUUCAUACAACACAGUAUUGGGUCCCAAGGUAAAAACUGCCUGCAUGGAUACUGCCAUUGUUCCUACAAAAAACACACACCCUUUGAGAAGCAGUUCUUCCAAAGAAUGUAGACACAGUGACAGGGUUAGCUUCUUUGAUUGGUUUUACCAAUUCAGAAUUCUGCUUCAGAGAAGCCUCAAAGAAAGAAAGCACGAAUCCUUCAACACACUGAGAGUCUUUCAAGUCAUUGCUGCUGCACUAUUAGCUGGUUUAAUGUGGUGGCACUCAGAGUAUAGGAAUAUUCAAGAUCGGCUUGGGCUACUCUUCUUCAUUUCAAUCUUUUGGGGAGUCUUCCCAUCUUUCAACUCAGUGUUUGCUUUCCCUCAAGAGCGUGCCAUCUUCAUGAAAGAAAGGGCUUCUGGUAUGUACACAUUGUCGUCCUAUUUUAUGGCACGAAUAGUUGGAGACCUGCCCAUGGAGCUUAUUCUUCCCACGAUUUUCCUCGUUGUUACAUAUUGGAUGGGUGGUUUAAAGCCUGAUUUAUGGGCUUUUCUCUUGACUUUGUUGCUUGUUCUUGGAUACGUGCUUGUGUCACAGGGUCUUGGGCUUGCUUUAGGUGCAGCAAUAAUGGAUGCAAAACAGGCUUCCACAGUUGCAGCAGUGACAAUGCUAGCUUUUGUCUUGACAGGAGGAUACUAUGUCCAUAAGGUGCCAUCAUGUAUGGCUUGGAUCAAAUAUAUAUCCACAACCUUCUACUGUUAUAAGCUGCUGACUAGAAUCCAGUAUGGGGAUGGCAAGAAGAUAUCAUAUCUUUUGGGAUGCUAUCAUGGUGACAUUGAUAGGGCAAACUGCAAAUUUGUUGAGGAAGAUGUGGUGGGGCAAAUUGGCACUGUGGGAUGCAUUGGGGUAUUGUUUUUCAUGUUUGUUUCUUACAGAUUAUUGGCCUACCUUGCCUUGAGGCGCAUCAAGAGUUGAAAAUUCCGUGUUGCACAGUGUUCUUUUGGAAAACCUUAAAUUAAAAAACAUGAUGUUUUGAAUGACGCAGAAUGCAAAGCAGAAUGGAUCAAUUUGUUGGCUCCUAGUGCACCACUCAACCUCUACAGUACUAGGCUUGACUGGCUAGUUGAUUCGUACUAACUGUAAUUCAAGAA
Messenger RNA from Abrus precatorius (Indian licorice), 2293 nucleotides. RefSeq names its product ABC transporter G family member 25. The transcript has 3 exons. The coding region runs from base 117 to 2117 and encodes 666 amino acids. The record is from RefSeq and is a predicted model, not a curated record. Gene Ontology annotation, molecular function: ABC-type transporter activity; ATP hydrolysis activity; ATP binding. Gene Ontology annotation, cellular component: membrane. NCBI's taxonomy places the organism in Eukaryota, Viridiplantae, Streptophyta, Magnoliopsida, Fabales, Fabaceae.